AUGACUGACGAUCCAGACUCGCCUCACAGGCGUUUCCACCGUGCCCAGACUGCCUCGAGUCUGCAAUAUCCGACUCUUCCACCCCUGACAGCUUCUGUCGAGGAGUGGUUAUCACGUUCACGGCCUACCAACAUGACGUCAGAUCAACUUUCUGACCAUUCACCCAAAACGCUGAGUGAUAGCUGGGCGACUCUGAGUGUGUCGGACAUACGUUCAGAGGAUGGCAGCCACUCCGAACAAACCGAUACAGGCUCGUUGAUCGACCAGGCUAGCCCUGACGACGUUGCAAGCCUCGAUGAACGCUACAGUGGGAGCGAGGCCGAGGCCCAGGAUGAAGACCACCAAGAGGACGAUGGGAUAGACAGGGAUGAAGUGCAGUGCAUUGAAUCGGCCUCCCAGGAGCUGCCUGCCCUCUUUGCUGCCAGACGAAGUACCAUCGAUGACAGCACCACAACCACAAAGCCCUCCUUCCCCCAUGCCAGUGAUUCGAUCGAAUUCGUGGAGCCCGAGAAGUGGCCCGAGAUCGAGAGAGUGGAGCUCAAGCAUACUAUCCGCAUCUUCGAAGGUGCUGCAGCCUCGGAAUUGAAGAGCCGGCUGCCUUACAAUUCAACCGACUCCAUCCUCAUGGCCACGCUUCAACAGACCAUGACGAAACAGAGUCUCGACCUGGACAAACCCUUCCGCGUGCUCUAUGUCGGACAACCGGGAUUCCGAAAUAUUAUUCUCGACAAGAUCGGCGAUGUGCUUGUCUCAAGCUCAUGUGCUGGUUCAGAGACCAACUCGGCUGAAUCUUCUCGAUAUCAUGUCGUGCCAACAUCAUUUGGCGCCGGAGCUGUUCCGAACUUCGCGGAACUUCUCCCGAUUCAUGUCCAGCUGGUGGUUGACGAAUGUCUGGAAGCCACGGCCGAUCCCCACGCGGACCGACCUAAUACACUGAACCUGAAGUUCAAGAAUCGUCCGGUUUGUACUUCGGCCUGGAAUGGUUCUGACUACCAUAUAACGUCUGCAACGGAUUGGACUCUACCAGAUGUGGCAAUUCUCUUUGUCUCCGGCCUCGACGAUGCAGCGGCGGUCAAGACGCAGCGUCUUGCCCAUAUGUUCCUAGAACGUCAUGGAGUCCCGGCAAUGGUGAUUUCGGAGGAACCACUGUGGAAGAUGGCCGGAGAGAUGAUCCCUCUUAACCACAACAGUCUUCAUACAUGUUUAGAGUCCCGCCAUCCAGUUUCCGGUGAGACCGCAGUCCUUCGGCGGUAUCCUAUCGAUUUGAAGACUUUCGAGAGCAUCACACCUGGUCAGUUGAAUCGAAACUUGGCUUCUCUUGUCGGCCUGUAUCCGAGAAGGACACAGAAAGCCACUGCCGAUACUCUCAAGCCUCCUCAAAGGCACAUAUUUGCGGAUCUUGAGAAGUAUCCUGGUAAUUGGCUCCCGCAUUCCUAUGCCACGCGGGCCCGAGACCUGGCCCCCACGCUGCGUCUGGUUACCUUGACUCUCAUUUCGGCCAUUGCCAUCUCUAUUGGGUAUGCGGCUGUUAGAGUUCUGGUCGUCUUUCUAGUGCAAUCCUUUGCCGGAUCAGCUCUAUCCAAUGCAUCCUUCCCAGUGACUUCCCACGUCUCUCCCACUUCUGUUCUGUCCCUGGAUCGAGUGGUACAAACCUCAAUCUCAACACGGCCGUCAGCUUCUAUGCAAGCAUUGCAUGUGCCCUCGGGGGAUAUAAUCCCCGAGGAUGUCUCUGUGCCAACUAUUUCUAAUGAGAAAUCAUCGGGAAUGACGAACGAAUUUGAGAUUCAGGUUGUUGGAGACUGCCAUGUUAUCAUCAAGCCCCCAUAUAAGUUUGCAUCAUCCAAGAAGCAGCCACAAUUCAACGUGAGUGUUCAUAGAGAGAACAAGGCUCUUACAUACGAGUUGUCACAGCUGUUCGAUGGAGUAUACACACUGAAGUUGAACCGCGAGGAUGCGUACGGGUUAGUCAACUUGACAAUUACAACCAAGUCAAGGCAGCCAAUCAGUCAGACCAUGACUGUUGACUUCGGAACCCCAUGGCUGAAGAUCGCAAACUGGAAGCGUGCAGCACAGGGAAUUUCUUCACAAUUCGCCAAGGAAAUCCAUACGGCUCAGACCGGCCUGACUGAGGUAUACGGCCGCCUCUCCACCGAUCUGCAGGUGAUCGUGGGAGAUGUGGUGCAGAGAACCCAUCUCUUGCGCCGUGAUGCCGAGGACCUACGCCGUGAGAGUCUAAAUGCACGCGAUGCCGUUUUAUCACGUUCGAAGCAGAUCUCAGACGUCCUCACUCGCAAUACUAUCCAGCGAUUCCGAAGUGCUGCUUCUGUGUUGCAAAUGCGGUCUAGUCGCGUGGACAAGGAAGCCAAGGGCCUUGUUAAGGAAGCAUGGGCCCGAAUUGGGAAGUCAGCGCCGAAGUUUGACCUUCGCAGUAUGAUGGAUCGAGUGCGCAACGUCAGGAAAUGUGAUGCGCUGGAUCGAGCUCAGUCGCGUGCGCGACAUGUUAUGGGAUUCCGGUCCGGCAAAUCCAAGGAUUGCUCAACCCUUGGCUCGAAAUGA
Messenger RNA from Penicillium psychrosexuale, 2556 nucleotides. RefSeq lists its product as uncharacterized. The transcript has a single exon. NCBI's taxonomy places the organism in Eukaryota, Fungi, Ascomycota, Eurotiomycetes, Eurotiales, Aspergillaceae. Bases 1 to 2556 code for a protein of 851 amino acids. The record is from RefSeq and is a predicted model, not a curated record.